AUGGCCAUACAGCAGCGCCUCCUCUCCACGGAAUGCGUUGAGGAGUCGUCCCGCCUGAAGAAUUUUUCAGUCACCGUGCGCCGGAAGCUGCCGGAGUUUGUGCACUCUGUCAAUUUCAAGUAUGUCAGGCUAGGUUACCAUUAUUUGAUUAAUCGCAGAAUGUACCUCGUCGUCAUUCCGGUCCUGGCCUUGCUUCUCGGAACGGACGUUCGGAGUCUGAGCGGGGUGGAGCUCUGGCGGAAGUUAGGGCACAGCGCCGCCGCCUACGACGUCGCCGGUGCUGUCUCUGCUGUGGCGCUGUUCGCCUUCACUCUUUCAGUUUACUUCAUGUCGAGCCCGCGGGGUGUUUAUCUUCUCGACUUUGCCUGCUACAAACCGGAUGAAGAUCUUAAGGUGAGUAAAGAGCAGUUCAUCGAACUCGCUCGGAAGUCCGGCAAAUUCGACGAAGCGAGCCUCGAUUUUCAGCGUCGAAUCGUCGACUCGUCCGGCAUCGGAGACGAAACCUACUUACCUAAAUCGAUCGGCUCGCCGGAGAAAACCGCCACCAUGAAAGAAGGCCGCGCGGAAGCCUCGACGGUGAUCUUCGGCGCCAUGGAUGAGCUCUUCGAGAAAUCUGGAAUCCAACCUAAAGACGUCGGAAUCCUCGUCGUCAAUUGCAGCCUCUUCAAUCCGACGCCGUCGCUCUCCGCCAUGGUAAUCAACCACUACAAGAUGCGGAGCAACAUUCUGAGCUUCAAUUUGGGCGGAAUGGGGUGCAGCGCGGGGAUAAUCGCGCUCGAUUUGGCUCGCGACAUGCUUCAGGGAAACCCUAGCAGUUACGCCGUGGUAGUGAGCACGGAGAUGGUAGCUUACAAUUGGUACCCAGGGCAAGACCGCUCCAUGCUCAUCUCCAACUGCUACUUCCGGAUGGGCUGCUCCGCCGUGUUGCUCUCCAAUCGCCGCCGCGAUUACCUCCGUGCGAAAUACAGACUAGAGCACAUCGUCAGAACUCACAAAGGCGCUGAUGAUCGCAGCUUCAGAAGCAUCUAUCAAGAAGAAGACAACCAGAAGCUGAGAGGAAUCAAAAUCAGCAAAGACCUAAUUGAAAUAGGCGGGGAAGCCAUCAAGACCAACAUCACUACAUUAGGCCCUCUCGUGCUGCCCUUCUCCGAGCAGCUCUUCUUCUUCUCCACACUCAUCUGGAAGCUUCUAUUCGGCAACAACCUCGAUUCGAAGCCCGCGAAGCCUUACAUCCCCGACUACAAGCUGGCAUUCGAGCACUUCUGCAUGCAUGCUGCGAGCAAAACCGUGCUCGAUGAACUGCAGAGGAACCUUAAAUUAAGCGACGAGAACCUGGAGGCAUCGCGCGCAACACUGCACAGAUUCGGGAAUACAUCGAGCAGCAGCAUUUGGUACGAGCUUGCGUACUUGGAAGCCAAGGAGCGGGUGAAGAGGGGCGAUCGAAUCUGGCAGAUGGCAUUCGGGUCUGGUUUUAAAUGCAACAGUGUCGUCUGGACAUCAAUGAGAAGGAUCAAGAGGCCCGAGAGGAACCCGUGGCUUGACUGCGUCGAUCGGUAUCCGACAAGGGAGUCUUAGGCCCUGGAAAGGAUCAAAGAAGUGGUUUCAGUGACUGGUAACAUAGUUGAAUAGCAUCCAUGUUGAGGUUCAUGAAGAUCAAUGUAACAGAUACAUUACAUUGUUUUAUUAUAUAAUGUGCAAGAAAGAGAUCAAAUGUAGAUCCCAAACUUGUAUGACUAGAUGCACAAUCUCAUCAACUAGCACUCCAUUGGAAUCAAUUAUUAAUGGUAGAGAGAGAGAGAGAGAGAGAGAGAGAGAGAGAGAGAGAGAGAGAGAGAGAGAGAGAGAGAGAGAGAGAGAGAUUGAC
This is a messenger RNA of Andrographis paniculata, 1864 nucleotides long. RefSeq names its product 3-ketoacyl-CoA synthase 10-like. The coding region runs from base 1 to 1575 and encodes 524 amino acids. Lineage: Eukaryota; Viridiplantae; Streptophyta; Magnoliopsida; Lamiales; Acanthaceae. Gene Ontology annotation, biological process: fatty acid biosynthetic process. Gene Ontology annotation, cellular component: membrane. The record is from RefSeq and is a predicted model, not a curated record. The transcript is spliced from 3 exons. Gene Ontology annotation, molecular function: acyltransferase activity, transferring groups other than amino-acyl groups.